This is a messenger RNA of Symbiodinium sp. CCMP2592, 1086 nucleotides long. NCBI's taxonomy places the organism in Eukaryota, Dinophyceae, Suessiales, Symbiodiniaceae. The record is from the annotation of a GenBank genome assembly.
AUGACCGGAAACCGUGCAUACACGGUCUGCGCCAAAUGUGGUGCCUGGGUUUGGAGUGACCGUAUCGGAGCUGAUAAACUGGAGUGCUGCAAGGCGUGCGGCCAACGCUGGCCAGGUGUGAAGCGAGGUCCUGCAGCGCGUGUCUGGAAGGAUCGUGCAGUUGAGGCAGCCAGGCCUCAAAGAUCACAGCCUCGCAGCCCUGGUCCCAAGAUUCAUAAGGCAUUGCUUUCACUGUGGGAUAAGUUUUCCCCGGAGGUGCAGCAAGGGCUUGUGGCAGCAGGCUGGAAGCCGAAGGAAGAGUCCAAGCCUGAGCCUCCCCCAGGGCUUCCCUUCACGGGUUUCUUGGGCAGCAUGGGCAAGGGCAAAGGCAAAGGCAAGCAUCCUGAAAUGAAGGACAGUGGGGCUGCUACGCAAGCCCUGUGGGCCUCUGCUUCUCCCGAGCAGAAGUCCCUCUUGCAACAGCUUGGCUUCCAGGACCCCAAUCAUGCUGAGCCUGCCGAUCUCAAGUCACUUGUGAAGGCGCACAUGGAUCAGCUGCCAGAUUCGUUGAAGAAGGCCAUUGAAAGUUUGGAGCCCCGUGCACCAGAACCCACGGCCACAGAGCUGAUGCUCUCGGCAACUAAGAAGUUUAAGUCUAGUUCCAGUGAGCUGCGCCAGCUCAUCCAGAAAUCAGCCGGACUUCAAAUCAAGAUUGACCGGGCAAAAGCUGUGUACGCUGACCUUCUUGAUCAGAUGAAAAAUGUCCAAACUGAGCUGUCUGAUAAGCAAUCUGAGGUGACGCAGCUUCAAAAGGAUCUUGAGGCCAAGGUGCAAUCAGGUGCUGAAUCUCCGUCCGUGCCCGACAAAGCGACUGUGCUUUUGGCCUUGACUCAGUGUGGUAUCACCCUUAGCAGUGAGCAGCAGGCUCUCUUAGAGGGCAGCAUGGACAUUGAUACAGAGCAGGCCCCGGCAGAAGCCACCCGGCUGAGCAUUAGUGUUGAAGGGCCGCCAGCAUCAAAUUCCCAGCCGCAGGGGAUCCAGCAGCCUGUCCAGGAUGGGACACGUGAGAAGCCGCGUUCGCGCAGUAGGGGUCGGACUCAGGGAUAG